AGAAGGAACAACAUGGCAUUUCCGGGAAGAUGGCGGCGCACAAGUCUCGUUUGACACAUGUUUCCGCGGAGAGGACCCGGCAAUGACGGAUGAUAUCACCUCUUCUUCUCUGGUGAGAGUCUGAGGAUAGAGACUUUUUUCUCACCAUGAAUGUCACCCCAGAGGUCAAGAGUCGUGGGAUGAAGUUUGCUGAGGAGCAGCUGCUAAAGCAUGGAUGGACUCAAGGCAAAGGACUCGGCCGGAAGGAAAAUGGUAUCACCCAGGCCCUCAGGGUGACGCUGAAGCAAGACACUCAUGGGAUAGGACAUGACCCUGCCAAGGAGUUCACAAACCACUGGUGGAAUGAGCUCUUCAACAAGACUGCGGCCAACUUGGUAGUGGAAACUGGGCAGGAUGGAGUACAGAUAAGGAGGCUUUCUAAGGAGACCACCCGUUAUAAUCAUCCUAAGCCCAACUUGCUGUAUCAGAAGUUUGUGAAGACGGCCACGUUGACUUCAGGUGAAGAGAAGCCGCACAAAGACUUGGAGAGCUGCAGUGAUGACAACCAGGGGCCCAAGUCCCCAAAGAUUCUGACUGAUGAGAUGCUGCUCCAAGCCUGUGAGGGGCGAACAGCACACAAGGCUGCCCGUCUUGGGAUCACAAUGAAGGCAAAGCUUGCUCGCCUAGAGGCCCAGGAGCAGGCCUUCCUGGCUCGUCUCAAAGGCCAGGACCCUGGGACCCCUCAACCACAGUCAGAGAGCACGCCCCCCAAAAAAAAGAAAAAGAAAAGGAAGCAGAAAGAGGAGGAAGAAGCUACAAUAUCUAAAGGGAAUGAUGCAGAUGAGAAGCACCCAGAACACGCUGACCAGAGCAUCAGAAAAAGCAAGAAGAAAAGGCGACAUCAAGGAAAGGUCUCAGAUGAAAGGGAAGAUACAACUGAAGGGAAUGAGGAGGAGGAGGAGGAGGACGAUGCUGCAGGAACAAGUGGGCUUGAGGAAUUGAAUAGAGAGCAAACCAAUCGGUCCCUCAGGAAAAGGAAGAAAAAGAGGAGGUGGCACCAUGAAGAGGAGAAGAUGGGGGUCUUAGAAGAAAGAGGAGAAGGCAAGGAGGCAGCAGGCAGUGUCAGGACGGAGGAGGUAGAGAACAGGGCAUCUGCUGACCCAUGCAGCCGAAGAAAGAAGAUGCAGCAACAGGAGGAGGACUGGAACCCAGAGGAUGGAGGUGAGGAAACUUUUAGGUGGUGGGACCAGGGAAGCAGAGAGCAGAGCAUGCAGUGAUGGAAGAAGCAGGAGAAGCACGAAGAAAAGACAGCAGCAUCAAGAGAGGGAGGAUAUCUU
Messenger RNA from Saimiri boliviensis boliviensis (Bolivian squirrel monkey), 1316 nucleotides. It is a transcript of the gene GPATCH4, whose product is annotated as G-patch domain containing 4. Gene Ontology annotation, cellular component: nucleolus. The record is from RefSeq and is a predicted model, not a curated record. Gene Ontology annotation, molecular function: nucleic acid binding. Lineage: Eukaryota; Metazoa; Chordata; Mammalia; Primates; Cebidae.